CACAGCUAGCCAGCAUCAUGAUCUUUUAACCCCAACAAACGGUAAAUUCCAAAAAGCUUAUUAAUAUAAACAACUGUACACAUCACACCAGUUUCUCCUUCCACUUUCCAUUCUGAUCCCCUCCCCACUCCCCCUUCGCCACUACGACACCAUCCCUCUUCCACCCCCCUCCAAUUCUCAUUCUCCUUUCUCCAUAUUCUGAGUGCCCUGCCUUGUAACCUUCACAUUCCUUUUUUAUUCCCCUAUCCCUCCUUUCCCAUUCCCAAACUAUGCCUGCCCCCACUUUCCCUGCGCGCGUGGGCUUUUCAACUCUCUCUCUCCCUCCACAUACUCCAAGAGAUCUCCCACAAAAAGCAAUCAAAGCCCCCUCUUGUUAUGCCCACAAUCAUGAGCCUUGGUUGCCUCAUGCGCAUGCCAUAUUCCCCAUUGCCCUGCUUCUUCUUCUUCAAUCUCCCUUAUGCUCACUAUAAAUCCCCCACCCAACCCCACUCUCUUCUUCCCACUUCCCCAACCGACUCCCUCUCACAACUUCAUCUUUCAUCCCUUUCCACCAUCAUUGCUUGUCCAUGGCCCUCUCCGGGUUCGAAGGCUUCGAGAAGCGGCUUGAGCUCCACUUCUUCGGCCACGAUCCCAUCGGUCUACGAAACCUCAGCUUCAAAACACUUGAUCAAAUCCUCGCCGCUGUACAGUGUGGAGUUGUCUCAGCCGUCGGCAAUGCCCACUUCGACGCCUACGUGCUCUCCGAGUCAAGUCUCUUCAUUUAUCCUCACAAACUCGUCAUCAAGACAUGCGGAACCACCGGACUCCUCCACUCUGUCCCGCUCCUCCUCCUCCACUCCGCAUCGCACGGCCUCAAACUCCUGCGCUGCAAAUACACUCGCGGCAGUUUUAUCUUCCCCAGCGCGCAGCCCGCCCCGCACACAAGCUUCAAGGAAGAGAUUUUAUUCCUGGAGAAAAACAUUCCUGCCUCCCUCCGCUACCGAAAGGCUCGAUUUCUCCCCUCCCAUUCCUCUCGCCACAAGUGGCACGUCUACUGCGCUAGUUCCAAAGCUGACGACUUUUAUGGAGGACUGAUAACAAUAGAAGUCUGCAUGACCGAGCUCGACCGGACCGUUGCCGACCGAUUCUUCCGCUUGCCGGGGGAGGUAAAGAUGUCAGGACAUGAAGCAGGGAGAGAGAUGACACAACGGGCCAGCAUACCAGACGCCGCUGGUCCGCGGGCCUUCAUCUGCGACUUCGCCUUCGAUCCUUGCGGAUACUCCAUGAACGGGCUCCACGCCGAGCGCUACUCCACCAUUCAUGUCACGCCGGAGGAGGGGUACAGCUACGCGAGCUACGAGUGUGUGGUUGCGGAGGAGUCGGAGAUACAGAGCGUGCUCAACAAAGUGAAUACCGUGUUCCGGCCGGGAGUAAUGUCGGUCUCGGUAACCGGCGGAGCUGACGAGCGGAUUGAUAUAGCAGGACUUAGUUGCCGGAGCCGAGCAGAGGAAGCCUUCUCCGGCGCAGGCAUCGUGACAUACCUAACAUUUGUGUCAGGAAUGGAUGAGGAGUGAAGUGCAGCCUGAUGUUGUCUUCUCAGAGAUGAUACUGGGAUGUAAUUGAGAGAGAGAGAGAGAGAGAGGAGCUAGUGAGGAAGAUGGAAGAGGUUGAGAGUGGGAACGCCAUGAUGUAGAGCUCCACUAACAAGUGUCACGCCUAGUACUUGAGGAGGCACAUAGUGGGGUUAAGGGUGAGUGAGGGUUUGGUGCAGGGAAUUGGAUGUUUUUAGGUUUUUCUUUUUAUUUAAAUCUUUUUUCAAAUGGUUUGUUGUUCUUGCCUUUCUUU
This is a messenger RNA of Phalaenopsis equestris, 1824 nucleotides long. Its product is annotated as S-adenosylmethionine decarboxylase proenzyme 4. NCBI's taxonomy places the organism in Eukaryota, Viridiplantae, Streptophyta, Magnoliopsida, Asparagales, Orchidaceae. The coding region runs from base 567 to 1553 and encodes 328 amino acids. Gene Ontology annotation, molecular function: adenosylmethionine decarboxylase activity. The transcript has a single exon. Gene Ontology annotation, biological process: spermidine biosynthetic process; spermine biosynthetic process. The record is from RefSeq and is a predicted model, not a curated record. Gene Ontology annotation, cellular component: cytosol.